Messenger RNA from Pantherophis guttatus, 1824 nucleotides. RefSeq names its product keratin, type I cytoskeletal 19-like. Gene Ontology annotation, biological process: intermediate filament organization; epithelial cell differentiation. The record is from RefSeq and is a predicted model, not a curated record. NCBI's taxonomy places the organism in Eukaryota, Metazoa, Chordata, Lepidosauria, Squamata, Colubridae. Gene Ontology annotation, cellular component: cytoskeleton. Gene Ontology annotation, molecular function: structural molecule activity.
GGAAUCCCAGUACCAGGCUGUGCAGCUAAAUUGGGGCUUUUCUAAUAUUUGGAUUCUAAAUCUAAAUCACUAUGAGUUGUGGUACUAAGGGUGGCGGAAGCAGUAUUGGUGGUGGCAGGAUCUGUGGUGGAGGCAGCGUCAAGAUUACAUCCUCAGGGUCCUCAAGGGGAUUUUCUGGAAAAAGUUAUGGAGGAUCCCGGAGUGGAUGUGGAGGAGGCGGCUUCAGCAGCGGUAGCUGUGGGAGAAUUAGUAGAGGGAGAAUAAGCUAUGGAGGUAGCUGCUAUGGUGGUGGCAGCUAUGGUGGGGGAAGUUAUGGUGGCUAUGGAGGAAGUGGAUAUGGUGGUGUUUGCUAUGGCGGUGGCAGCUAUGGUGGCGGUACCGACUACCCAUUCAGCAGCGGUAGUUUUGGUGGUGGUGAUGGAGGUCUCCUCUCCAGCAACGAAAAGGCAACCAUGCAGAAUCUUAAUGAUCGCCUGGCUAAUUAUCUGGACCAGGUGAAAAGACUGGAAGAUGAAAACUGUCAGCUUGAGAUCUGGAUCAAAGAAUGGUAUCAGAAGCAUGGUGAUAUUGGACCAGACAAGGACUAUGGUCACUAUUACCAAGAAAUUGACCAACUCUACAAUGAGCUGAUUGCUGAAACAGAUGAUUAUAACAAGAUUCUGCUGAAUAUAGAUAACACCAGGAUGACUGCUGAAGAUUUUAAAUUGAAAUACAACACUGAAGCUGGUCUCCGUCAGAAUGUGGAAGCUGACAUUAAUGGAUUACGCCCACUCUUGGAUCAACUCACUCUUGCCAAGUCAGAUCUGGAAAUGCAAUUUGAAUCCCUCAAAGAAGAGCUGAUAUGUCUGAAGAAGAAUCAUGAGGAGACACUGAGAGGACUCCGAAGCCAGAGAGGCCAUGGUGAUGUCAGUGUUGAGGUGAAUGCUGCCCCUGGACAAGACUUGAAACAGCGUUUAGAUCAGCUCCGGUGUGAAUAUGAAAACAUCAUUGAACAAAACCGAAAAGAGGUUGAAGUUUGGUAUGAAUCCAAGAUGGAAGAAGUUCGCCAACAAGUGAGUUCAAGUGAUCAGGAGAUAACUUCAAGCAACCAUCAUCUUUCAGAACUGAGAAGAGAGUACCAAACCCUUGAGAUUGAGCUCCAGUCUCAAAUCAGCAUGAUUCAGUCUCUGCAAACCAAUCUGGAGGAUACAGAACGUCGCUAUAACAUGCAGCUACAACAGAUUCAGGCUAUGAUUGAACCAAUAGAAGGAGAAUUGGCUAGCAUCCGGUGUGAGAUUGAAAGUCAGAAUCAAGAAUAUCAGCUGCUCCUUGGCAUCAAAACUCGUCUGGAACAGGAAAUCUGUCAAUACCGCCGUUUGCUUGAGGAAGGGCAGCAAGAAAUUGGCUCAGGAGGACAUGGAGGAGGAUAUGUAGGUGGUAGAAGAGGUGGAGGAAGCAUCAGUGGAGGAGGUGUUUGUGUAGGAGGAGGUGUCAGCGGAGGAAGCAUCGGUGGAGGAGGUGUUUGUGUAGGCGGUGGUGUCAGUGGAGGAAGCAUCGGUGGAGGAGGCAUCUGCAUAGGAGGAGGACAUAGUGGAGGAGGAAUUUCUUCACGUCCUCAGUCCUAUCCCACGUCUUCACAUUCUCAGGCGUGCAAAACAGGACUCGGAAGAAAAUCUUGUGACUGAUACUUCCAAAUUCCUCCAAGAAUUUCUAUGAUCAAAAAAGAUCAUAUCUGCUCAAAUUCUCUGCAUAAAUCCUCGCAAUAGAUAGGUCUCUGCUCUUCCAUUUCUAUGUCAAUGACCAUCACAAAAGAUUUCUGUUUCCACUUAAUCCUUGUGUCAUCCA